Molecule: messenger RNA, 2576 nt
Organism: Xyrichtys novacula (pearly razorfish)
Lineage: Eukaryota; Metazoa; Chordata; Actinopteri; Labriformes; Labridae
Source: the annotation of a GenBank genome assembly
AUAAAAAGUCGACAGUCUUGUUUGCUUAAACAUUUUUGCCGCGAGUUUUCGCCUCAAAACCAACAAAACAAAACAACUGCUCGAUGAUUUACGUGUAUUUAACAUUCAGGAUUGUUAUUCAAAUCAAGACUCUGUGAAGGAAAAUGUCUACCGAAAGCGAAGAGAUGCAGCAGGUAAGAAGGUUUUAAUACAAAGUUCUUCAGAUUCGUCAAUGAACAAGCGAGAGUUUGCCAACCGUUUUUAAAGUAAUGCUAUGUAGUCUUGCAUUCAUCUCUUUUAAAUAUGAAAUAAUGUGUUAAUUUCAGAGGUUAAAGGCAGCAGUGCAUUUCACAGCGGGUCGUCUGUGUCAGAAAGUUGGAGAGGAACACCGGAGAUCGUUCAGCCGACAAGUCAUAGCAGCGAUAGCGGAGACAGCCUUCAGACAGAGCGGUGGGUGUCAAGACUGCACUCUGUAUGUAGAUAGGUAUACAGUCUAUGGUGUCAAUACUUAAGACUGAUCCAUAUGACAAAUAUUACUGAUAACAGUGAUACUGCUAAAGGCACAUACAUGUUUAUUAUUACAAGAUUUUUUUCUCUGUCAGUGGUGUGCCCCCCCCCCCCCCCCCAAAAAAAAAAAAAAUAAAUAAAUAAAUAAAAAUAAAUAAAUAAAAAUAAAACAUAAAAUAAAUAAGAAAUAAAAUAAAUAGAUUAAUUAAUUAAAUUACAUAAGUAAUAAAUUAAUAAAUAAAUAGAUUUAAUUAAUUAAAUAAAUUGUAAAAAUGAAUAAAAUAAAAUGUUUUUUUAUUAAUCUCAAACUUUAAGAACAACUACAACAACAAAAAACAACUAGAAACAAAAACACCAAACAAAAUAAUACAUGUACACCAAGCAACUGUACAUGUCAAAGAUAAAUGUACACAACAUAUUAUGUCAAAAUUAACAGUUUGAGAAGGAACAGAAUGAAGCAAAAAGCUUAAAUAGGGAAAAAAAUAACAGUAAAAGCAACUGUAAAACUCAGCCCCAAAUACAAAAAAAUUACCAAUAUAUGGUUCAACAUUAUUUUUAUCGCCAAACCCAUUUUCCAGAAAAAAACUCAGACACUUAAAGUUCACUUAAACACAUUUUAUUACUGUCUCAUCAGGUAAAUUAAAAAAAAAAAAAACACACACAAAAAGUGACUGAUGAUACGGAAACAGUUUUAAGAUCAAAAAGUUAGUGACUGCUUAUAAAAAUACUUACAACUGAUUUGAUCUUUUACAUACAUAUAGAUAAAUUAUAAACUGUCUUGAUCCAUAUGGUUCUGUAAUUUUCUUAAAUUUCAUGAUCAAGCCUAAAUGCAGUUACAUCUAUUGCAUUUAUUAUGCAUGUGCUGCUGACCUCUUGGCCAGGUCGCCCUUGUAAAUGAGAUCAUGAUCACAAUAGGAUUUGACCUGGUUAAAUAAAAAAACACGAAAUGUUACAAACAUGUUGACAUUUAUUAUGAUCCAAAAAAAUGAAUCAAGUGAAAACAUGCCUCACAAGCAGCAUCACUGGUGGUUGAGUUGACACGUAUAAAAAAGUAUAUAUUUUUUUUACAAAACAAAAAGUGCUGGAGUAUUGUGCAUAUGAAAAGUAGUAGAAUAAAUAUAGAUGGUACUGCAAAGGAGCAGUAUAUUUCGAUCCUUAUUUAGGCUACAUCAGUGUUGUAGUUGCCUAGAUCAAACUUACCAUCUCACAGUUGACCCUUAUUAUUUACAGAUAUUUUUGCCAGAGACCUGGAGGCUUUUGCAAGGUAAUGAUCAACAUUUUUGUUGCCAAAUUAAAAGCUAAAAUAACCUUUAGUGUCCUUUGUUUUUAGUAGUAGAACUAGUAUUGUCUCUUGAACUUUUCAAAUACAUCUUUUAUAUUUUCCCCGUUUGUUUCAGACAUGCCAAAAGAUCCACAGUGUCUCCAGAUGAUGUGAAGCUCUUGGCCCGCCGCAGCACUGCAUUAGUGAGUUUUUUCCAGCCUGUAGCCUGAACUACAUUACACAGCACUAUGUCAAUAAAUCACACAAGUUGAAGUCAAACAAACAUACCGUACCAGUCUCUCUAGUCACACAAACACAUUUCACACCAAUCAUAUGCUGCACUUGAACCACGUACAUGUAUUAUAUAAUCUACAGAAAACACAAGAGUAAUGUUUAAUUUGCUUUUAUUUAUUUCAGUCCAUCUACAUACAAAAUAAAAGUGAAGAACUGAACCAGGAGCAGAAGAAUUUAAAAAAGAAGAAUACCGGGAAGAGGAAAAGCAGAGACACUGAAGAUGAAAGCAGAGAAUAACGACAAGACACUAGCAGGCCUGCAGUGCCUCGCUUCGGCCAAACAUUCAAAUCAACAUAAAAGCAGACCAGUACAUCACAAUGAGUUUAAUAAAGUGCCAUGAUUGUUAAUAUAUAUGAAUCAAACACUGUAAAUAAAAGUGACAGCUCAUUUCCUAUCACAAUGAUUUUGAGUAUACUUAAUUCCAAGUUUCAUCUGCUCUAGGACCUGCUGGUCUAAUGUCAAAUUAUGGUGGAUUUAACACUGAUUUUACUAACUACAAAAUGUUCAAUUUCAUUAUUUUAUGCACAAAAUUACA